This is a messenger RNA of Symbiodinium pilosum, 539 nucleotides long. The record is from the annotation of a GenBank genome assembly. NCBI's taxonomy places the organism in Eukaryota, Dinophyceae, Suessiales, Symbiodiniaceae.
AUGGUGAGCCGCUUGCAGGCGCGCUGCUUUGCUCAUCCGAUUAACUUUCACCUCAUGCGAGACAGCGAAGAGAUGGCUCCUGCGUCCGAGAAGACUUGGUAUAAGAAUGAGUUCCUCCUGAAGACACCGAAAGAUCAUGCAGAGGACAUGGCUAAAGCUGAGAAGCCGCCUGUGGUGCAUGACACUGCCGAUUUGGUCCCUACGUCAGGCGACCCGCACCAGUACUAUGGCAUGGGGAACUACCAGUACAUGCAUUACGACACUGUCCGGGAACCAACUUUCCCUCGAAAGCCAGAUGUUGCCAAGGGCGAGCUCGCAUCCGGCGCCACUGUCACGCGCACCGACGUCUGGCACGACCCGAAGGAGCCUGCCAUCGUCUCUGUCGCCAAGUUUUCGCCUGAGAAUUUCCGACCUGUGGGCUUUGCCGAGAACGCCCCCAUGCCCACCAGCACCGUUCCUGAGGGAGCGUUGGACUUCCGGGCCAACCGCCUUCCGAUUGGCCAUGCCGACCGCCGGCCGUUCAUCUACUUCAUGACGGC